CACGGGCAUCUCUCCAUCACUGCAGCAGGAGACUGGCAAGCCUUCCACGUCUCCACCUGUGCGCAAUCUGCAGUAUGGCAGCCCCGACAUUGAUGUGCGGUGCCAGCCAGAACCUUCAGGGGAGGCAUCUCUACACAAUCGAACUUUUCUUCAACGUCUCAUCCAUGCUGUGGAGGAUGAUCCAUGCUGUGGAGGAUGGUGAUUUCGACUCCCAGGAAAUAUUCGUUCAAGGUCUUGACCAGCAGCUUGGCAACAGUGGAUCCACGCCACCUGCAGUACGUGGGAUGCCUGACGAGGGAGGAAUGCCUUGCGGGGUUGACAUUCGUCAUGUGGAUCAGACGAGCACAAGGCAUGAUGUGCUUUGUUCCGAGCUGGGCAAUGCUUCUGGUGGAUCGAAAUCCAUCUCGGUCGGUAAAGCAGUGGCUGAAGCUGCUGCACCUGCAGUGGCUGAAGCUGUUGCACCUGCCGCUGCAAGUGGAUCGGUUGAUGGUGGCAAAAAGAAAAAGGUUUCCAAUCGAUGGGGGGAGAUGGAGACGACAAUGCUACUUAGGCGUGUGUACGAAGUGAAAACAAAUAUGGGAGAGAACUCCGAAGCCAUGGGGAUCGCUCCCUUGAAGCAGCGUUUGUGGCGGGACGUGAGUGAGAGAAUGAAGGAGGCACGGUACAAUCGAGAGGACGAAGACUGCAAGAAUCGGUUUCACUCCGUCUGCAACAACUACAGGCUUGUUAAAGAUCACAAUCGGUGGUCGGGCAACCAGAAGUACUGGUCCAUGGAUCAGGCGACACGCAAAGCAAAUAGCUUGGACUUCAUGAUGCGCAGGGAUUGGUAUGAUAUUAUUAAUGUGCAUGAGGUAGACAAGGACACCAUUAAUCCAAACAGUCUGACAGACCCCGGGGCCGGCGAGCAUAACAUGGACAACGUACAUGACACUGAUGUGGAGGUUGGUGAUGAUGAUGCUGAGGAGGAGGAAGCAGUGGAGGAUGGAUCGGCUAUAGGGGGGGGGUCUCACACUGGUGGAUCUGGAGGGGGGGCUGAACCUCCCUUAUAUGACUGUGCGGGAGGAGGGGCGGGGACUUCCGUCCCUGGUCAAGCAGGUGCGUCGACAUCAGCGUCUGGAGGGUCGACGUCGUCCGCAACCGUGACUGAAACUUUAGGCAGGCGGAAGAGGUGUCAACAGAAUGCACGUGAGCUAGCUAUGCGUGCCGUGACAGAGGCUAUGCGUGAUCACACAUCGGCACAGACGAGAUCCGACAUCACGCACCACCAGAUAUUGCGUGAGCAGCUGACUAUACAAGAUAGAGCGGCGAAGCUGACAUGCGAAGUGAUGCGUGAGGAUAUUGCUUCUCGUUCAAGCAAUUCCGAGAAACUGGGGGAGAGAUUGGAAAAGGGCUACGCAAUCCUCGCUGAUGCUAUUUGCAGCUUGGGCAGGAAGAGGGCGAGAUCUCCUAACGCUGAAGAGGACGAAUGACGUCGACAUACGACACAGUAAAGGAGUUGUUAUGAA
Molecule: messenger RNA, 1505 nt
Organism: Chara braunii
Lineage: Eukaryota; Viridiplantae; Streptophyta; Charophyceae; Charales; Characeae
Source: the annotation of a GenBank genome assembly